CAAAACAAAUUCAACCUGCCCAAUUUCAACAUGCAGCCGAUAAAUUGUUUAAAACUAAUAAUAAAGAAUAUAGUGCAGAGUUUGUAAAAUUAGCUAUAAAUAUUAGUAACAUUGGACAAACUUCUAUACAUGCACCAAUAGAAUACACUAAAGCCUUCUACUAA
Messenger RNA from Dentiscutata erythropus, 164 nucleotides. The record is from the annotation of a GenBank genome assembly. Lineage: Eukaryota; Fungi; Glomeromycota; Glomeromycetes; Diversisporales; Gigasporaceae.